UGGAUUCUAUUCUAAAGAAGAAAAGGUUGGAAAAUCUGAAAAAAUGAGUGCAACUGAACCAACUGUCGAAAAAGUCGACAAGAAUGUUUCUGAUGAUGAAGAUGAAGACAUUGAUCAAUUAAUUCUUGAUCUUCAAUCAAAUCAAGGUUUGGACGAUGAAGAAGAAGAAGACGAAGGUCCUCAAACUACUUUCAAAGCUGUUCCAGAAGAAUUGUUAAAGACUGACCCAACUACUGGUCUUUCUCAAGAAGAUAUCACCAAAAGAAGAAAGAAGUAUGGUUUAAAUCAAAUGGCUGAAGAAAAAGAAAAUUUGGUUUUGAAAUUUAUCAUGUUCUUCGUUGGUCCAAUUCAAUUCGUUAUGGAAGCCGCUGCUAUUCUUGCUGCUGGUUUAGAAGAUUGGGUUGAUUUUGGUGUUAUCUGUGGUUUAUUGGCUCUUAACGCUUUUGUUGGUUUUAUCCAAGAAUACCAAGCUGGUUCCAUUGUUGAUGAAUUGAAGAAAACUUUGGCUAAUACCGCUUUUGUUAUUCGUGAUGGUUCUCUUGUUGAAAUUGCUGCUAAUGAAUUGGUUCCUGGUGAUAUUUUACAAUUGGAAGAUGGUACCGUUAUCCCAGCUGAUGGUCGUAUCGUUUCUGAAGAUUGUUUAUUACAAGUUGAUCAAUCUGCUAUCACCGGUGAAUCUUUAGCUGUUGAUAAAAGACAUGGUGAUUCUACCUACUCUUCUUCUACCGUUAAAACUGGUGAAGCUUUUAUGGUUGUUACCGCUACUGGUGAUAACACUUUUACCGGUCGUGCUGCUGCUUUGGUUAACAAAGCUGGUGCCGGUCAAGGUCAUUUCACUGAAGUUUUAAACUCUAUUGGUACUAUCUUGUUGGUUUUGGUUAUUGUUACCUUAUUGGUUGUUUGGGUUGCUUGUUUCUACAGAACCGUUAAAAUUGUUCCAAUCUUACGUUACACCUUGGCUAUUACCAUUGUUGGUGUUCCAGUUGGUUUGCCAGCUGUUGUUACUACCACUAUGGCUGUCGGUGCUGCUUACUUGGCUAAAAAACAAGCUAUUGUUCAAAAAUUAUCUGCUAUUGAAUCUUUAGCUGGUGUUGAAAUUUUAUGUUCUGAUAAAACUGGUACUUUAACCAAAAACAAAUUAUCUUUACACGAACCAUACACUGUUGAAGGUGUUGAAGCUGAUGACUUGAUGUUGACUGCUUGUUUAGCUGCUUCUAGAAAGAAGAAGGGUUUAGAUGCUAUCGAUAAAGCUUUCUUGAAAUCUUUAAUUGCUUACCCAAGAGCUAAAGCUGCUUUAACUAAAUACAAGGUUAUUGAAUUCCAACCUUUCGAUCCUGUUUCUAAAAAAGUUACCGCCAUUGUUGAAUCUCCAGAAGGUGAAAGAAUUAUCUGUGUUAAAGGUGCUCCAUUAUUCGUCUUGAAAACUGUCGAAGAUGAUCACCCAAUUCCUGAAGACGUUCACGAAAACUAUCAAAACACCGUUGCUGAAUUUGCUUCCAGAGGUUUCAGAUCUUUGGGUGUUGCUAGAAAGAGAGGUGAAGGUCACUGGGAAAUCUUGGGUAUUAUGCCUUGUAUGGAUCCUCCAAGAGAUGAUACUGCUGCCACUGUUAAUGAAGCUAGACGUUUAGGUUUAUCCGUUAAAAUGUUGACUGGUGAUGCUGUUGGUAUUGCUAAAGAAACUUGUCGUCAAUUAGGUUUAGGUACUAACAUUUAUGAUGCUGAUAGAUUAGGUUUAUCCGGUGGUGGUGACAUGGCUGGUUCUGAAAUUGCUGAUUUUGUUGAAAAUGCUGAUGGUUUUGCUGAAGUUUUCCCUCAACAUAAAUAUAAUGCCGUUGAAAUUUUACAACAACGUGGUUACUUGGUUGCCAUGACUGGUGAUGGUGUUAACGAUGCUCCAUCUUUGAAAAAAGCUGAUACUGGUAUUGCUGUUGAAGGUGCUACCGAUGCUGCUCGUUCUGCUGCUGAUAUUGUUUUCUUGGCUCCUGGUUUAUCUGCUAUUAUUGAUGCUUUAAAAACUUCUAGACAAAUUUUCCACAGAAUGUAUGCUUAUGUUGUUUACCGUAUUGCUUUAUCUUUACAUUUGGAAAUCUUCUUAGGUUUAUGGGUUGCUAUCUUGAACAACUCUUUAAACAUUGAUUUAGUUGUUUUCAUUGCCAUUUUCGCUGAUGUUGCUACUUUAGCCAUUGCUUAUGAUAAUGCUCCUUAUGAUCCAGCUCCAGUUAAAUGGAACACUCCAAGAUUAUGGGGUAUGUCUAUUAUCUUGGGUAUCAUUUUAGCUGUCGGUACUUGGAUCACUUUAACUACUAUGUUCAUGAAGAAAGGUGGUAUCAUUCAAAACUUCGGUGGUUUAGAUGGUAUCUUAUUCUUGGAAAUUUCUUUAACUGAAAACUGGUUAAUUUUCAUUACUAGAGCUCAAGGUCCAUUCUGGUCUUCUAUUCCAUCAUGGCAAUUAGGUGGUGCUGUCUUGAUUGUUGAUAUCAUCGCCACUUGUUUCACCUUAUUCGGUUGGUGGUCUCAAAACUGGACUGACAUUGUUACCGUUGUCAGAACCUGGAUUUUCUCUUUUGGUGUCUUCUGUGUCAUGGGUGGUGCUUACUACUUAAUGUCUGAAUCCGUUGCUUUCGAUAACUUCUGUAACGGUAAAUCAAACAAACCACAAAGAGAUGGUAGAUCUAUUGAAGAUUUCUUAUUAUCCAUGCAAAGAGUUUCUACUCAACAUGAAAAAUCUACUUAGAUUUAUUAGAUUUAUUUUAAUUGCAAAAAAUGAACUUAAAAAGAUAUUUUCAAAUCAUAUUCCCACAUUCCCACUUUUGAUUUGAUUAAAUUUUUUUAUUUUAUUUUUAGCAUGUUUAUCAUAUUUCUUUUAUCUUUUUUUUUCAAAC
Messenger RNA from Hyphopichia burtonii NRRL Y-1933, 2882 nucleotides. RefSeq names its product H(+)-exporting P2-type ATPase (gene PMA1). The transcript has a single exon. The record is from RefSeq and is a predicted model, not a curated record. Gene Ontology annotation, biological process: regulation of intracellular pH; proton export across plasma membrane. Gene Ontology annotation, molecular function: P-type proton-exporting transporter activity; ATP hydrolysis activity; ATP binding. Gene Ontology annotation, cellular component: plasma membrane. The coding region runs from base 44 to 2734 and encodes 896 amino acids. Lineage: Eukaryota; Fungi; Ascomycota; Pichiomycetes; Serinales; Debaryomycetaceae.